CUUUCAAACACAAUUAGGAACGAAACCUGUGUGAUUUAUCUUGAGAAGAAGCAUUUUUUUCAGUGUUCAUGUGAAUAUCAUUCAUUUUAUUAAUUGGGAAUUUUACUUAAACUUGAGGAUAACUAUACAUUUUUGAGGAAAAUACAUAACACUAAUUAAUAAUGGAAUAACUACAUUUCGAUCAAUACUAUUGCCCAAAUUUCCCAGUUAAUUCCAUUGAAUUGACUGAAAUAAACUGAUUAAUAAAAAUAGCACAAUUUAAAAAUUUCUCAACAUGGAUUUAUACGUUUUCAUGUGCAUGGAAAGGUAUAAGAAUGAAAGUGAUUAUUUUAAAAGUAAGAAUAUACUAUACUGUCAAGCAACAGUGAAUUCAAUUCAUCAGUGUUGGCCACCUACCUUAGCUGGGCAUAUUGCAAAACUACCUUGUCCAGCCAAUAUCACUGGUGUACGUUAUGAUAAAAAUGGAGACUCCUUUCGUGAAUGUCUAUCAAACGGAAGUUGGGCUGAGAAAGCCGAUUAUUCAAAUUGUACUGUCAUAAAUCCGUCGAUUCAUAAGUACUCAGUCCUUCUAUGCUUUGUCAUUGGUUACAUUAUCUCAAUGAUUAGUGUAACAAGUGGAAUAUCUAUUCUGCAGUAUUUUCGAUCUCUACGUUGUGUACGCAAUAAUAUUCAUACACACUUAAUGAUUGCUAUUCUACUGCGUGCUGUUUCAUGGAUAUGCUUGGCUAUACUGAAUACAACAACCUUGUGGAAUUCUCUGGCUAUCAGUAAUAUACUCAUAUGUAUUUUAGCCUUUGGAAUGAUUGCUGUUUAUAGUUGGAUGCUUAUUGAAGGCGUUCAUCUACUGAAUAUAUUAUUUUUAACAUUUAUUGUAAGGCGAUUCCGAUUUUCAUGUUAUAGUACAAUUGGUUGGGGGAUUCCAGCCGUCUUGACAUCUUCAUGGGCAAUUGCAAAAUCAGUGACAUUGGGCAAUACACGAUUAUGGAGAGAACCAAAUACAUCUGAUCCUGAAGGUAUCCUCGUUGUUACAGCAAUUUUAAUCACACUUGCAAUUAAUUUCCUCAUUAUGUUCAUAACAAUAUUUAUGCUUCUAACAAAACUUCGAGGUCAACCAAGUGGAACAAAAAAUCGUAAUCGAGCACCGAGUAGUUAUAAAACCAAUGAGUGUAGACUGCCGCGUAGUACAUGCCCCCCAGCAUUUUCAUCAUCAGAUAAUCAAAGUAUAACGAGUAAAGCCGCAAUAGCGAUGACGGCCACUAUAACAACAACAACGACACUACCGUCUACACCAGUGGUGAAAUUGACAAAUUCUUCUUCUUCCAAAGAAACACCAUUACUGAAUGAAAUUAUCCAAGAUGGAAAGGGUAGAAAUAAUGCCGAGAAUACUGAUAACUACGACUCUAAAUGUCAACAACUGAUUAAUAGAGUCGAUAAGUCGGAUAAUAAUAUCAUGGGUAAUACUACUUAUAAUAAUAAUAAUGAUAUUGAUAUACGUGAAGAAAUCCAAUCAGCAUUAAACGAAAUUGAGCCAGAAAUAGAUUCAUCAGCGACAACUGUCACAAUAGAAGGACAAAGGACAAAAUACUUAAAACCUUCGCUGAAACGAUCUACACGAUCAGCUUGCGGGACAACUGGUUGUAUUACCCCACCAAAUCCAAGUAUCUCUGAAGCUCAUCCGAAUAAAGCGCAUAUAACAAUUAUAACAGGGGAUAAAACAAAGAUGUCGAAUCAACAUGUUCCAAAAAUUAGUAUAAAUAAUAAUAGUACUAGUUGUGAUUUUGACAGUAUAAAAUUCAGUGGAAAUUCUUCUUCUCUCCAACGCGCACGAGGUGAUAAAUACUUACAACGUAAAAGUAUGGAAACUAACUUGGCAUCGUCUACCUCUUCGUUAAGUGUCAAAGAAUUACGAAAAGCAAUAAAAGCGAUAAUAUUUUUAAUGCCGCUAUUGGGCUACUCUCAACUCAUAUUUUUAAUACCAUAUCAAAGAGAUUUAGAUCCUAUAUUCGAUUAUAUCAAUGCUAUUAUGCUUUCUACUCAGGGUUUCUGGGUUGCUUUAAUCUACUGUUUCUUGAACUCAGAAGUUCAACGUGUUCUACGCACACGAUGGCGUGUGUUAUGCUCUAAGCUAAAAAAUCAACCUUCUGAACGUACACGACAAAAACAAUCACUUACUACAGUUGGCUCUGGUAUUGGUGUUGGCGUUGGCGUUCUUACAUCACAAAAUAACUUUGAAACAGAAUAUCAAAUGAAUUAACAUGGAAAAUGAACGGACACACUCGCCACACACACACACGCACAAACACACACACAAGCUCUACUGACUGAUGCAAUGGGAUAGUACCAAAGGCAGUUACCAUUGUAUAUUUUAAUUUAAUGAACCAGUUUUUUUUCUGCAUUCUAUGAAGAAAUUACUUAAAUGAAAUGAGAUUCUCUUCACUUGGUCGACUAUUUGUCUUUACCCCUCACUAUCCAUCCGUUUUUAUGAAACUUAUCAUAUAUUCAGGUCAGUUAUAUACAUACUUACGACCGAAUACUUAUCAUUUACAUAUACUCAAAAUUAAUCAGGAUGGUGAUAAUGAUGGUGAUGAUGAUUAUAGUAAUUUUAAGGCAACAAAAGAAACUAUUUAUUUUUUCUUCUGUAAAGAUUUCAGUCUGUGUUAAUUUCAUUCUUAAAAGAAAUACAAAAAGGGGAGAUGAUUAAAAGUUGUUAAGGG
Messenger RNA from Trichobilharzia regenti, 2714 nucleotides. NCBI's taxonomy places the organism in Eukaryota, Metazoa, Platyhelminthes, Trematoda, Strigeidida, Schistosomatidae. The record is from the annotation of a GenBank genome assembly.